Molecule: messenger RNA, 4421 nt
Organism: Danio rerio (zebrafish)
Lineage: Eukaryota; Metazoa; Chordata; Actinopteri; Cypriniformes; Danionidae
Gene: slc9a5
Product: solute carrier family 9 member A5
Biological process (GO): sodium ion transport; transmembrane transport; regulation of pH
Cellular component (GO): plasma membrane; membrane; recycling endosome membrane
Molecular function (GO): antiporter activity; sodium:proton antiporter activity
Source: RefSeq, marked provisional
GAACGCGCCGGCAAGAUGCGGGGCUUGAGUUUGCUCCUCUUCAUAACGCUGGCUCGUGAUGCAGUGACUGACCUUUACGUGACAGGAGCAUCGCUUCCGCCAAACCUCGGGGUGAGCGCUGCUCCUCCCGCCACAUCCCCCGUCGCCGCCCGGUAUAUUCCCCGAGAGUACGGGCAUCCUGGGAUUGCGCUCGCCCGGUCUGCCGAAGAGCCCACGACGCCGAGCACAGAGGAUGGAGAGUCUUCUCACCACCACGGAGGAGGAUUCAAGAUAGUGCAGUGGGAAUGGAGCUACGUGCAGACACCUUACAUUAUAGCCAGCUGGCUCUUGGUGGCCAGUGUGGCCAAAAUACUUUUCCACUUCUCUCAGCGUUUCACCACAGCAGUCCCGGAGAGCUGUAUGCUGAUUCUGCUGGGUCUGGCUCUGGGCACAGUGGUUCUGCUUGCCAGCAAAAAGCAACCAUAUCAACUGGACCCCGGGCUUUUUUUCCUCUUUCUCCUGCCAACUAUAGUGGGGGAUGCUGGGUAUUUCAUGCCUGCACGGCUGUUUUUCGACAACCUGGGUGCCAUUCUGAUGUACGCUGUAGUAGGCACUUUGUGGAAUGCCUUCUGCACUGGAUUCUGUCUCUAUGGAGUCAAGAUGGCCGGAGUCAUAGAUGAAAAAGUGGACGCAGGUUUGAUGGAAUUCUUGUUGUUUGGAGCUCUGAUCUCAGCUGUGGAUCCUGUAGCAGUGCUCGCUGUGUUUGAAGAAGUCCAUGUGAACGAGACACUCUUCAUCAUCGUCUUUGGCGAGUCAUUGCUCAAUGAUGCUGUCACUGUGGUCUUAUAUAAGGUGUACAUAUCAUUUGUGGAAGUGGGACCAGGGAAUGUUAACACUGCAGAUUAUUUUAAAGGAAUUGCCUCCUUCCUCAUUGUCAGUAUUGGAGGGACUUUGGUUGGUCUCAUCUUUGCCGUUAUUCUAGCCUUCUUCACUCGUUUCACAAAGAAGGUGCGCAUCAUAGAGCCAAUGUUCAUCUUCCUGUUGGUUUAUCUGGCCUACCUAACAGCGGAGCUCUUCUCUCUGUCCGCCAUUCUGUCGUUGACUUUCUGUGGAAUUGGCUGUAACAAAUAUGUGGAGGCUAAUAUAUCCCAGAAGUCCCGGACUACUGUAAAGUACACCAUGAAGACCCUGGCCAGCAUUGCAGAGACGAUCAUCUUCAUCUUUUUGGGAAUCUCAGCUGUGGACAAGUCAAAAUGGGCCUGGGACACUGGUCUCGUUGUCAGCACACUCAUAUUUAUCUUAGUCUUCAGGGCUAUGGGUGUUAUAGGGCAGACUUGGUUUCUGAACUGGUUCAGGCUGGUUCCCCUGGACAAGAUCGAUCAAGUGGUGAUGUCAUACGGCGGUCUGCGAGGUGCCGUGGCAUUUGCUCUGGUUGUUCUUUUAGACAAAGAACAUGUGAAGGCCAAGGAUUACUUUGUGGCAACAACCAUAGUUGUGGUUUUCUUCACAGUCAUGUUUCAGGGUUUAACCAUCAAGCCUUUAGUGAAAUGGCUGAAAGUGCCACGUAGCACAAACAGAAAACCCACCAUUAACGAAGAGAUCCACGAGCGCGCCUUCGACCACAUUCUGGCAGCUGUGGAGGACAUCGCUGGACUGAAUGGCUAUCAUCACUGGAGGGACAAGUGGGAGCAAUUUGACAAGAACUAUUUGAGUAAGUUGCUCCUGAGAAAGUCUGUCUACCAUAAGAGUGAACUGUGGGAAGCCUAUCAGAAAAUCAACAUCAGAGAUGCCAUCAGUGUCAUUGAUCAGGGUGGGAAUGUGUUGACCUCUGCUAGAGUCUCUCUGCCUUCAAUGGCCAGCAGAACAUCUUUCCCUGAAGUUACAAAUGUUACUAACUACCUGAGAGAGAACGGCAGUGGAGUGUGUUUAGACCUCCAGGUGAUUGACACAGUGCCAGGAGCAAAGAUAGAGGAAGAGCUGGAGACACAUCAUGUGCUUGCUGGAAACCUCUACAAACCCAGACGACGGUAUCAGUCCCACUACAGUCGCCACUUCAUGACAUUGGGUGAAAAAGAGAGACAAGACAGGGAGGUUUUCCAGAGGAAUAUGCGCAACCGUCUGGAGUCCUUUAAAUCCACUCGCUACAAGCGCCACAAGAAAGACCGCAGUCAGAAAAAGCGGAAAGGGUCAGAUGCUAAAGAGCAAGACACCAGCGACAAACCCAGACGCAAUGUCAGCUGGCAGGACAAAGACCCGCUUGUGGCUCCAUUGGCACCCGAGGAGGAUAAACAUGAUCCUACUGAAGUAGAUAAAGAUGAUGACGUGGGCAUUAUUUUUGUGGCUCGCAGAACCCCAGAAACACCAAAGGAGAGACCGAAAUCAGUACCAGCAGCUCUGGAUGUCUGUCAGAGCCCGAUCACAGCUCCUCCCUCACUGACAUGCGGAGAGAAAAACCUGCCGUGGAAAAGUGGCAUGGGUUCCCUCCCUCCCUGUGUGUCUGUGGAGGCAACCAAAAUCAUCCCAGUAGACCUUCAGCAGGCCUGGAAUCAGAGCAUCUCCUCUCUGGAGAGUCUGGCUUCUCCUCCUGCUCCCGCAGAGCCUCUUCACCCGCGCAUUAGCGCUCUCUCGCGGCUAGGAGGACCCCUGCGCACCCCUGCCAAGGACAAAAGUGCUGGUGUUGAUGCAGGAUUAGAAAGCACUACAAGUUCCCCAAGUUCAGGGCAGUUCAAAUACCCUAUGGGGAAGGAGGAAGAGGAGGAAGGUGCUCUUUCUCAGCAGCAUCGGGAAAUGCAGCCGCUAAUGUCAUCUUUGAGGCCGCCACCGCCUCCUCCUCCACUUGCUGCACAAUCUGCAGGAAAGAGAAGGAAUCCUUGUGUUUAUCUUAGGAGUCUGGUGACAGUGCCACCUACUGGUGCAGAGCCACAUAGCAGGAAGCCAACCCAACUAUAGACUCUCUCGCUUUUUUACUGUGUGGUCAUUUAAGGACCUUCAAUCAUCUCACAGUAGGCAUUUACCUCCUCAGGCCAUACUUUAUUUUUGAAGUCAGUAAAUUAAUAACUGAGAGGUUACUCGUUUGGUUUCUUUUUUUAGCACUUCAUGGGUUUAUAAAUGCAAUUAUUUGUUGGUUUGAAGUGAUCUUCAAGCUGUGAUCUGCCCUGUAUCAUGUACCUCUGCAUGUGUGAUUGUCAAGGUUAAAAGCGACUGAACAUCUUAAGGCUAAACCACAUUCCAAGUACCAUGUACUGGGAGUGUCUGUUGAACAGUGUUUUUACUGAAAUGUCCUCCCUCAGUCACUCAAUCACACAUCUAAGAACGGCAAAUCACUUUAUGGUUAUUCUUAAUCUCACAGAUUUAUUCUUCAAAUCAGCCAAUCCAUUUUAAAACAAGAAUAAGCAGUGCUGAGGUUUUAUUCUUUCAGUAGGGGAUGACAGAACAACACAUUUUCAUCUGGCACAAAGCACACAAAGGCACGCGUCUUCAAUCACAGUCGUUGAAAUAUUGAAAUAUGCAUAACAAAAUCCACACCCAUUGCAUCGGGUGACAAAUAAUUGAUGAUGAUUGUCAUCAGGAGCAUUUAUGCUGUGCGCAGGAUGUAUAAGAUUCUAUGCAGCACAUGACUCUCUGUUGUUGUGUUUUGGAGAAACAGCAAAGUGUGUGAAUUUAUUUCGUAUUGACGUCUCAUCUUCAUACCUUUUAUGCUUUUGCUUUAGGAAAAACAGGGCUUAGUUAAUCUGUAUUUUAAUCUACAAAGCUACACGUAGCUGUUUUAAUAACCAAAGUGUAAAAUGUUUUGUCCAGCAUUGCGUAAUUUUAUGACACUAUAUUAUAUUUAAUCAUGAAUAAUUAUUUAUGGAUCAUUUAUUUUAUGUGAUUUAUCAGUAGUAGGGGGUUGGGAAAUGGCUGCCGAGUAUAUCUUGUUCUGUUACCACUGUAGGUCGGAUGUGAAUGUCUACAGAAAUAUUUGACAGCGACAAUGCACAGACUCAUCUAUAUAAUCUAUUGCACUUAUUUCAGCAAUGUUUAGUUUAAUCGACCAUAUGCAGGCACUAUGACUUACAGUAUGAUGAGAUGGAUGUAAUGUUGUUUAAUUUAGUUUUUUGUCUGACAUAUACCAUGUAUAACUAUACCAUAAAAUGGUAUUGUACACAGGUUUUGCACUUUAAAUUAAAAGCCAUUUAGUCCAGUUGUAUCAAUGGUGUUGAUGAAGCUACUGGCCCAUUGUUUUGUAUUGCUGUGUAAUUCUGUGUAUGUAUUGAGGGUUGUUGUGCCUUGAGAAGUUGUUAUGUGUUGGGAACGAGGCCUUGUUGAUCUAUAUUGUGCCUGUAACAGUAUGGAGUGGUGGUUCAGUGCUAUGUUGUCUUACUUGAACUUGUCGCAUUAGCAGAAAUGUCAGCCCAAUCAUUCAACCCCCAUAAAAUUCAACUGGAAUUAAAAAACACACC